Arxiozyma heterogenica is the source of this 3507-nucleotide messenger RNA. It is a transcript of the gene ASK10, whose product is annotated as Ask10p. Lineage: Eukaryota; Fungi; Ascomycota; Saccharomycetes; Saccharomycetales; Saccharomycetaceae. The transcript has a single exon. The coding region runs from base 1 to 3507 and encodes 1168 amino acids. The record is from RefSeq and is a predicted model, not a curated record.
AUGUCUGAUUAUUUUAGUGUUAAACCCAUCCCAAAUAACCCACUCGACUUAAAUACCCCCGAUAGUGAGUCUGCCACUGUCUCAAAUAAUUUAACUGCUAUUCCUAAUACCACCACUACUACCACAACUCCUUCAACUAUCCCUUCCACUACACUUGCCAUUCCUAAAUACCAAGAUGAUACCGAUGCAAAGUCUAUUCAAUCCUCCCAAUACUUAAUGGAAAUGUUACCAGAUAACCUCACCAUGACAAGAGAACCCUCCGUUAUCACCUCCAAUACCACUAUCCCCAACAUCAGCAUCAGCCAUGCUAAUACCUAUAGCUACUCUUCAAAGGAUUUGAUCCUGCCAAAAACAGAUUUUAGAUCCCCAUAUUACAUUUCCGUGCCCAUCCCUAAUCCAAACGCAAAACCACAGAAGUCUUUGUCUAAUAUGGACAACAACGACAACAACGAUAACGAAGAGUAUUUCGUCAGAGAAUACCCAACAGAUAUCCUGAUAGAUAGGUUCCAUAAAUGGAAAAAGAUCCUCAAAGGCUUGAUCGGCUAUCUAAGAGAAAUAGCUUAUUCACAAGAACAGUUCGCUAGAAUCAACACUCAACUGAAAAGUUCUGUUAAAUUUCAUUUCUUGACUGAUAUCGAAGAAGGUUCCAACAGAUUGAUCGACCCUUUGACUACUAUUAAACCUGUCAGGAAACAACAACCUAAGACUAUCGCACAACAAAAAAAAAUGACUGAUUCCUCAAAACAACAACAACAACAAGAAAAUGAAACUUUUGAUAAUACGUAUAACAAUAAUGCUAAUAAUAUUACUAAUAAUAUGGAUACGUAUCAUAAUAAUAAUAAUAAUAAUAAUAAUAACACUAACGAAUACCCCUUUGAAUAUGACAUAUUAGCCACUUCUGGGUUUAUGAAAUUUGGUUCCGGAUCGAUCCAAGAUAUCCAAGUCGUAUUGAAAAAACAUCAUUUGGCUCUAGCAAACCAUCAAUUGAAGAUUUCAAAAGAAAUCUCAACUGUCAUUAUCCCUAAACUGGAAUCCCUUAGAAAGGAUCUGGGCUUCAAAAUUAAAGAAAUUAAAGAAUUGCAUAGUGAUUUCAAGACUAACAUGAAUCAUCAUCUUGAUUUAACACAUAAAUUGCUACAUAAAUAUAUUGCAUCUGUCAAAUACAUGAACUCCAUAACAAAGAAGAAACAACAAACACAACAAACACAACAAACUGAUUUGACUGCUUUACAACCAAAACAUGACCCAUACUUACUCAAAUUACAACUGGACUUACAAUUAAAAAGACAAAUUGCAGAAGAAAAUUAUUUGCAAGAAGCUUACAUCAAUUUGCAAUCCUCUGGUAUGAAAUUGGAAAAAAUCAUUUACUCAAAGAUUCAAAAUGCUUUACAACGUUAUUCUGCCUUAAUUGAUUCUGAAGCAAGACUUACCAUCAAAAACCUAUGUCAUGAACUACAACAAGGUAUGCUAUCCAAACCACCAGCCAUUGAAUGGGAUCAUUUUGUAAACCACCACCCAACAUGUUUAAUCAACUGGAAAUCUAAUGAUCCCUUACCUACCCCAAGAAAAUUUUCUGAUAUCAUUUAUCCAAAUAUGAAAACAUCUUUUGCUAAAUGUAUUAGAGCAGGAUAUUUUUAUAAAAAAUCAAAUUUUUCAAAAGAAUAUAGGAAAGGCUAUUUCGUGUUAACUCCAAAUUACCUCCACGAAUUUAAAAGUAGCAAUUUUUACAAAAACAACAAUACUACUGCUGCUCAUGCUAAUACUGGUGCUGCUACAGCUGCUGUUGCUAAUCAAUCAUCUGGUAAUAUUACAGGUUCCAGUUCCAACCACAAAUCUUCUUCUACUCACUCUUCUUCAACUUCACUAGCACAACAAGAUAUAGCAACAAAUAAUACCUUAUCGUAUACUGGACAACAAACACAACAACAAAACCAGCAACCUUCUUUGACACCAAUUAUGAGUAUUCCAUUAAAUGAUUGUUCUUUGGUCAAAGUCUCUGACCAUCAUUUUACAUUAAAGGGCAAAGCUAUCUUUAUUGAUUCCAUAAAUAAAACCAAAAAUCCAUCUUUAGCUAAUGCAUAUAACAAUUCUUUUGUUAGUUUAUCAACUAGUAUGAGUAGCAAUUCAUUGUCAAACAGCAGUUCCAGUUUAGGUGCUACUACUCCAAAUAAAUCUUCAAUGCUAAGUAAAAAAUCCAGAUUUUCUAAACUAUUAAAUCCUGGUAAGUCCAGACAGCUAAAACAGGAAAAACAACAAAGAUUAUCGGAACUACAACAGGAAACAUCAAUCAAAGAACAAGAAUCAAAGAAUAUUGUUACGUGGGUAUUCAAAACAUGUAAUGAUGAACCAGAGGAUUCAAAUGAAAAACACUUUAAAAAGUGGGUUCAAGAUUUAAAACACUUAUGUUCAUAUAAUACAACAAAUGAAAGAAUGCAAUAUAUUGAAGAAAAACUAUGGAAGAGUCAUUUACAUAGAUCUUCGAAAUUAAUGCAUAUGACGAGUGGCAUGAGUUCUCCUAAUAUUAACGAAUAUAAUGGUUCAACUGGUAACUUUGAAACCUCUUACUCCACUGUACAAUUAAUGGAAAAUGCAAUGAAGAAUUCUAAUGCUAACAACAACAAUAAUAAUAGUCUAACUAAACCCCAAUACAUUUCUAUCAAUAAUACACCAAUGUUAAAUGCUGAAUCGUCUUUUAGAUCUAAAAUUAAUACACCUGCCAUUGAUGAUAAUGGUAAUUUAGUUACUAUGGCUGAAAGGAAGAGUUACUCAUUCUCACCAAAUCAUUCUUCUACAUCAGAUCUUUCAACAACAGCCAACAAUGAUCAACCGUACCUAUCUACACAACAACAAUGGCAAGCCCAUCCAAAUUUACCAACUGUGAUUACACCAACAGGUAGUUCAACGAGCACGAGGUAUGGUCAUCAUCAAAGAAAUGUUUCCUUACCAGUUUCUCUUGGACAAAUGAAUAUAGUUAAUUCACCGGCAAGUGUUACAUCAGAGGUUAGCGGCUAUUUUGCCAUACCCGUGAACAGAAGUUCUAAUGAACAAUUACCAAAUGCAAUGACACCGCCAUUAUCUAGAACUACUUCACGUGGUGCAAGUUCAGUUAACAUCAAUAGAUUACCAAAAGUUAGGCUUAAUAAUCAGGAUAUGAAAGAUAAUUCAAACAGACCAACCAUCAAAGAAAAUGCUAGUACUGGAAGUUUACCUUCUUUAAAUAAACAAAAUACCAAUGAAUUGUAUCAGAGAACUAAUUCCAGUGCUACUAAUUUACAAACACUUCAAACAAGUAGAGUACAUCCAAUACGUAAACAUAAGAAAAAUGUGUCUUUCACUUCAUUAAACAGUUUAAUGUUUGCAAAAAAAAGUGGGUCAAAUCAUGCAUUUACAGGAAAUCAAUUUAUUGGAGGUGGAAUCCGCGAAGAUGAUGAUGACAAUGAUUCUGAUAAACCAAAUCAACCAGCUCUAAAUGAUAAAAUUAAGUUGAAUCAAUCAAUAUACUCAUGA